AGACGCCGAUCGAAUCUGAGAGGAAAGACAUGAUUCCCUUCGAUAAAUCCAUCAUCUAAGCGCGUCCUGCAAAUCUGCAACUUCACAUUUACCACAGACUUUAGGUGGAGACUGUCAACUUCAACAGUCUGCUUGCUUUUUUUGUCGGAAAUAAUCUCGACCUUCCGAGCAGCAGAUGAUGGUUCUGUAGGUCGGAUUUGGGCUUUUAAAGGAGAAGAAAAGAAGGAAUGGCUGCUGUAGAGUGACCCAGAGUGGUUCUUCUCGAUGUGGAGUAAUGUUUAUUGAGAUAUUAGAGAAAAUGGAGGUGGUUUUGUGCUCGGUUUGGAGGUAAAUCACGGCGGAUCUCAUGCUCUGUGUUUGGGCUCCUGGAGGAUCGGAGAGCCCAUUUCUCUCCUGGAGAGGGACCCUCAGGAUUUCUGUUUUUGUUUUACUACCAAGCUUCAUCCUGAUCCGCUUUAGGACUCAUUUAUGAAGCCUAAUACACCUACAGAAAUCAGCUAUUGGUGGUUAGGCCUGCUUUUGGUGGAAUUAAAGCUGUGCAAGGGCCCUUAAAGCUUUAGGACUCUUAUAACGCACCUAGGACGCAUUAAAAGCUGAACAAUCUUGGAUGUAGAUCUCUGAAGAGGAUCCUGCAUGUUUCCUGAGAGCUUGGACAUCCUCUGGACUUGCUUAUAUAUCUAAGUAAUCCUGCUUUCACAUCUGCAGCAUGAUACCUGAAGCUUCAGACCUGGUUCAUCAUCAGCCUGGAUUUAUUUACACACGUAAAACGUCGCAGUUAUAAACCUGAAUAUACAUCUUAGUUCCAGACCAGAGGGUUUGGAAAUCUGCUUUUAUUAUACGCAUAUAAAACACCAAGGACUGAGAGUAAUCCUGAUCUUACAUCUGCAGCCUGGACUUCUUAUCUGGAUAUAUUCAAAGAGACAAAUAGAACAAUAUUACUUUACAUCUGCAGGCUGAUCUGUGGACCGUUUUCUUUCCAGAACUGAAUAUUUAGUGGCAAUCCUGAAUAAUUUAUAUAUACAUACACAGCACAUUCACGAUGCCAUUACAGACUUAAAUAAUACUGCUUUACGUCUACGUCUUGAAAUCCUGCACAUUGGUUCAUCUUUAAACCUGAAUUGGGCUGAUCGUCCAACAGGCAACUUGAAGUAUUAUUUAUAUUUGAGAAGAAAUCAUAUCGACCAUCUAUAUGACUGUUUUCUUUUGAGAUCAGAUCUGCUGACAAUCUACGUUUAUUUGACUCGUUUCUUUAUUCGCAGCCUAAUUUCUCUUCAGUCACAGGAAGCUGCAUAUCUAAAGUGACACCGACCAUCUUCACGACACAAAGAAAGCGUUCAUGAGUCUGUUUUUACACCUGGGACCUUCGACGUGAAGCUUCUUCUUUUCAAGACUGUGAAGACGUGCUCGUCUGUAUUAAUAACACACGUAUGAAACGUUCAGGACGCGUCAUAGUAUGAGGACUUUCUGACUUGGUUAUAGCUCUCUAGCAUCACGGACACAGUUAUAAGACUAAGAAAUAAAUGCUUUUACAUCCGACCUGCUACUUGGAGCUUUAAAGGAAAUGGUGACUGGAGAGAACCCAUCUAUUCAUAGGAAUCAAAUCUAAAUACAUCUAGAAUAAUUACAUCUGCUUGCUGGAGCUACAGACCUGAUUUAAUGGCUGUGUAUGGAUGUAUUAUGAGCAUCAAGAUGCACUUAUAAACCUGAAUAAUUCUGCAACCUGCACCACCAAGCUCAGAAGAUUUUGUGGUAGUCCAGCUUCAAAUAAAGAGCUUAAAUUGCCAGGAAAGAUUGAGAACUCUGGAGAACCAGUCUAUCUUUAGAACACUUCAAGUCUGAUAAACCUGAAUUAUCCAUUCAACCUUCUAUUUGGAGCUUCAGAAAUGGUUUAUCUACAGUUAUAAGCUUAUAAAGCAUUCAGGAGCGGUUAUACACCUAUAUACUUUUUACAACUUGAUUAAGGAGAUGAUUGACAUUUAAAAAGACCCUGAUCUUCUGAUCCAGCUUUACUGUAUGCUUGAAAAGCCUGAAGAUUUUCUGUUCUUCAGAUAUUUAGGAUGCACUUGUACAUCUGAACGAGCCUAAAUAAUCCUGCUUUUAAAUCUAACCCGGAACGGUGGAGCGGCUCAGGGACGUGAAGUCUGAAACAUCCUGGUCUCUAUCAGCUUAAUCUGCUACAGAAGAUCUGCAUGGACGAUGUUUCGACUUGUGGAGCGUUCGGGAUGCACAUAUGAAGCUUGAGAAACUUCAGACAGUUUUACAAGUAUUAGAAGAUUUGUACCACAUCUAAGUUCAUUCUGGGACCUUCUGACCUGCUGUACUGAAGCUCCCACUUCAUUCUACAGCUAUAGAACGUUUAGGAGCAGCUAUAAGCUUCGUUUAUUCGACUCUCUACAUGUAUGUAAAUAUCUACACAUCAGAAUAAUCCUGCCAUAAACGUCUGAGAAUAAUAUUAAUAAUCAAACUCAGAACUGCAAUGGCUGCCAUCAUUAAAGAGAUAGUGAGUGGAAAUAAGAGGAGGUACCAAGAAGAUGGAUUCGACCUGGACCUCACAUAUAUUUAUCCCAACAUCAUAGCGAUGGGUUUUCCAGCGGAGAGACUGGAGGGAGUUUAUCGUAACAACAUUGAUGACGUCGUACGGUUUUUGGACUCCAAACACAGGAACCAUUACAAGAUCUAUAACCUGUGUGCAGAACGACACUAUGAUGCAGCUAAAUUCAACUGUCGGGUGGCUCAGUACCCAUUUGAAGACCACAACCCCCCUCAGCUGGAGCUCAUUAAACCCUUCUGUGAGGAUCUGGAUGAGUGGCUCUCCGAGGACGAGAACCACGUGGCUGCCAUACACUGUAAGGCGGGGAAGGGGCGCACGGGGGUCAUGAUCUGCGCCUACCUGCUGCACCGACGCAAAUUCCAGGAGGCGCAGGAAGCGUUGGAUUUCUACGGUGAAGUGAGGACCAGGGACAAGAAGGGCGUAACCAUCCCGAGUCAGCGCAGGUACGUUCACUAUUACAGCUACCUGCUGAAGAACCAGCUGGACUACAAACCCAUCGCUCUGCUCUUCCACAAGAUGAUGUUCGAGACUCAGCCCAUGUUCACCAGUGGAACCUGCAACCCCCAGUUUGUGGUUUACCAGCUGAAGGUGAAGAUCCACACGUCCCAUCCGGCUCACAUGCGGCGGGAGGACCGGCACGUGUUCUUCGUGUUACCUCAGCCGCUUCCUGUGUGUGGAGACGUCAAGGUGGAGUUCUUCCAUAAACAGAACAAGAUGAUGAAGAAGGAGAAGAUGUUCCACUUCUGGGUGAACACGUUCUUCAUCCCCGGUCCCGAGGAGAGCCGAGAGAAGGUGGAGAACGGCUCGGCCAUGGACGACGCCGACAGCCAGUCGUCCAAUCGGAGCCAGAGUUCUCCACCGGAUCGGGACCGGGAGCCGGGCGGAGGCGAGAGGGACGGCGAGCGGGAUUACCUCGUCCUGUCGCUCACGAAGAACGACCUGGAUAAAGCCAACAAAGACAAAGCCAACCGCUACUUCUCUCCCAACUUCAAGCUGAAGCUCUUCUUCACCAAGACCGUGGAGGAGACGAACUCUGAGAUGAGCACCUCCACCUCCGUCACCCCGGACGUCAGCGACAACGAGCCGGAUCAUUACCGCUACUCCGACACCACCGACUCGGACCCGGAGAACGAACCGUUCGACGAGGAGCAUCACACACAGAUCACAAAAGUCUAAACGCUACACACACACACACACACACACACACACACACACACCUUCUGCUACCUAUAGACACGGACAUCUAAUCCACCAACACCAGACAAAAACAACAACAAGGAGAAAACUUGAAUAUGUAGUGAAGAGAAACCGGAGCCGCCCACCUCACCAUGACUAACCGAUCACCAGUUAUCACCUCACCACCAGUAUAUAAACAUAUAGAUCAAUAUAAAUAUCCUCUAUUAUCCAUUCUGAUGCGGAUGUGGGCGGCUCCUCUAGCUACUCUGUAUAUAAAUCUAUAUAUAAAUAUAAAUCUAUAUCCAAUCCCUGUUUGUGUCGGAAGCGACGAAGUCUAGGCAAUCAGGCGAGGGGAGGAGGAGGAGGAGGAGGAGAGGGACGGAGAUCAAAGACUCACGCUCUUUUAUCUUCCUCAGAAUUUCUAUAUUAUUUUUAUUCUUACCCAGGCCAGUGUUGCACUCGCUCCCUCCAUCUUCUCCUCCCUCGCUUCCUCCCUCCCCCGCCCCCGCCCCCGGGCGUGUGCCGGUCCAUUAGCUCCGUGGCUGAUAUAUCACCGUGUUCCGCGUGUACCGGUGGUGCAGCCGGGUCCUCGCGCGGCGUCAGGGACGGGCGGAAGGUGGAUCGUUUGGUAUAAAUCACCCUGAGGUUUAUGCACAGUUAUCGGGUGACCAUGGUGAUAUAUCAGCACACGCCCCCUACCCUACCCUACCCCGCCCCGCCCCGCCCCACCCCCGUGAAUGCUUUUGUGCCGUCUGCAGCCCCUUCUAUUCACCCCCUCUUUUCCUGCGCUGUGAACUAUGAAUUCUGGGAUACGUAGUCCCACCCCCGCUCCCCCUUAUGUGUGUUUAAGGUUAAACUUUAUGGAAAGAUGAAAGAAAACCAUGUACUUGAUGUUCUUUUUUAUUUGUAAUCGGAGAGAAUAAAGCUCUAUCUGUAUCUGAUGAACAGAAUUGCAGGGAAGCAGCGUUGCAAUAACGUUAACACUCAAACGUUUAAACAACAAACUAGUGUGCAUGUUCUAUUCCACUUUAGUGUUUAAUAAAUAUACCAUGUGUUUUUAUUUA
This is a messenger RNA of Trichomycterus rosablanca, 4791 nucleotides long. It is a transcript of the gene ptena, whose product is annotated as phosphatase and tensin homolog A. Gene Ontology annotation, cellular component: plasma membrane; nucleus; cell projection. The record is from RefSeq and is a predicted model, not a curated record. Bases 2477 to 3727 code for a protein of 416 amino acids. Gene Ontology annotation, biological process: phosphatidylinositol dephosphorylation; regulation of phosphatidylinositol 3-kinase/protein kinase B signal transduction; protein dephosphorylation. NCBI's taxonomy places the organism in Eukaryota, Metazoa, Chordata, Actinopteri, Siluriformes, Trichomycteridae. Gene Ontology annotation, molecular function: phosphatidylinositol-3,4-bisphosphate 3-phosphatase activity; phosphatidylinositol-3,4,5-trisphosphate 3-phosphatase activity; inositol-1,3,4,5-tetrakisphosphate 3-phosphatase activity. The transcript is spliced from 9 exons.